Photinus pyralis (common eastern firefly) is the source of this 694-nucleotide messenger RNA. It is a transcript of the gene Taf11, whose product is annotated as transcription initiation factor TFIID subunit 11. The coding region runs from base 29 to 652 and encodes 207 amino acids. The transcript has 3 exons. The record is from RefSeq and is a predicted model, not a curated record. Gene Ontology annotation, biological process: transcription initiation at RNA polymerase II promoter; RNA polymerase II preinitiation complex assembly. NCBI's taxonomy places the organism in Eukaryota, Metazoa, Arthropoda, Insecta, Coleoptera, Lampyridae. Gene Ontology annotation, cellular component: nucleus; transcription factor TFIID complex. Gene Ontology annotation, molecular function: transcription coactivator activity; protein heterodimerization activity.
GCUUCCUCCCGAGCGCGGCAAUUUUGAAAUGGACAACAUUCUAAACAAGGAACAGGGUGUCUUAGACCAACUCGAGUACGACUUGAACUGUUCAAAUUACGACUCCGACCAAGGGGACGACGACUCCAGAGAGAUGUCCCUGGCUAUCGAGGAAAAUAUGAAAGAGGAGUUCGACGCGGAAGACACCAAAGUCGAGUUUUACCAGAAAAUGGAGACGGACAUUAUUUUACCCGAAGCGUCCCAACUUUAUCACGUGGGUGCGGGCGACGUUAAGAAAAAGGAGGUGAAAACCAAAAAAGAACUCGAAGAAGAGGAACGAGAGAAAAUGCAGGUGCUGGUGUCUAAUUUUACCGAGGACCAGCUCGAUCGGUACGAGAUGUAUCGGCGGUCUGCAUUUCCGAAAGCGGCAAUAAAGCGACUUAUGCAGACGAUUACAGGCUGUUCCGUUUCGCAGAAUGUGGUCAUUGCAAUGGCCGGUAUCGCCAAAGUAUUCGUAGGAGAAGUCGUGGAGGAAGCUCUCGACGUCAUGGAGGAACAUAACGAAAUUGGUCCAGUUCAACCGAAACACCUCCGCGAAGCAAUACGAAGGAUGCGCCUACAAGGAGCGAUACCCAACGGAAGGACGCACUAUAAGUCCCAUUUUCGUUUGUAACUUACUAUAUCGAAUGUAAUAAAAUAAAAUGUUUUUAUCAAG